AAAGGAAUAGGAGGGACGAUGAAUGGACAUGGGGUGCAUGCAUGGGCCCGUUUCUCCCCCAGUGUUUCGGUUAUGUUAGCUGUUGGACACCGAUCUGGCGAUGGUCGUAACCACGAUCUUUCCAGUGACACUUCGGGAUCGCUAUCGCAAUCGUUACGAGGAUUUCUUCAGGGGCUUCCUCGAUUACGUCCGGAAGUCGAUCAACGACGAUCCCGAGAGGAAGUACUACUUCACCGGGCACUCAUUGGGAGGGGGCUUGGCGGCUCUAGUGGCGCUCGAGAUGAGCCGUGUGGCCGUGACGUUCUCAAGCCCAGGGUUGGAGCAGGUGUCCAAGAUCGUGAUCCGUGAGUCUCGCGACCAGCUCCGCCGACCGCCGGAGCGGAGCUGGCGGCGCCCUCUUUUUUUAGCUUGGUGCUGGGGCCAGCCGCUGGGGUGCCGUGUGUUACGUGUGUUCCCUGCCCGUGCCCCCCCUCCCCCCCUCAGCGGAUGGAGGCCAUGGGACUCCAGC
Prorocentrum cordatum is the source of this 508-nucleotide messenger RNA. The record is from the annotation of a GenBank genome assembly. NCBI's taxonomy places the organism in Eukaryota, Dinophyceae, Prorocentrales, Prorocentraceae.